UCGUCGCAGCAAGAGGUGGCGAACCGCGAGCGCACAUCCAUCCCCAUUUCCUUGGACGACGUGCAGAUUUUCGAGAAGGACGACCCGGCGUUUGUGACGCGCAUCGUGCGCAAUGCUCGUCGAUACAUCUCGCUCUUCUCGGACGCAGUGGACGAGAACCUGCCGCCGCCUACGAGGGACAUCUCCGACUCUCAAGACGUGCUGGAUGUGCUGCGGAUGUCGCGUGCCCAGGAGCUGGCACAGCAGCGGCAGACGGAGGACGGCCAGGCUGACGGACAAACGCCAGCCAAUGCCAAUGCUGCCAGCAUCUUUCCGCCGGCGUUGAUGCGGCGCUUUGAAGUGCAUUUGGUGCCUGGUGUCAAGCUGAAAGCGGUGCCGAUCCGAGAGGUGAAGGCCGCGAAAGUCGGUGCGCUCGUCCGCAUUAAGGGCAUGGUGACGCGCGUAUCUACUGUGAAGCCGCUAUUGACAGUGGCGACAUACACGUGCGAGGCGUGUGCGUAUGAAGUGUACCAGGAAGUGAAGGCGCGGCAGUUCAACCCGCUGACACAGUGCCCGAGUGAGCGCUGUCAGACCAACAAGGCGCAGGGUCGUUUGAUCAUGCAAACAAAGGCCUCCAAGUUCGACAAGUACCAGGAGGUCAAGUUCCAGGAGCUGCCGGAUCAAGUACCGAUGGGACAUAUUCCGCGCUCGCUGACUGUGUACCUGCGGGGCGAGCUCACGCGCACGUGUGAACCCGGCGCGCUGGUUACGAUAUGUGGUGUUUUCUUGCCCCUGCCGUACUCGGCGCAACGACAAAUGCAGAUGGGACUUGUCACGGAGACGUACCUCGAGGCGACUGAUGUGGUGAACCAUAAGAAGCGGUACUCUGCUAUGGAGUCGUCUGAAGCAAUGGAGAGCGCCGUGCUGCGGUUACAGGAAGGCGAUGAAAAUGUGUACGAAGUGCUGUCGCAGUCACUGGCACCGGAAAUUUAUGGUCAUGAAGACGUGAAGAAAGCUCUGUUGUUACUGCUCAUCGGUGGUGUUACCAAGCGCAUGGAUGAGGGUAUGAAGCUGCGUGGUGAUAUCAACGUGUUGCUGAUGGGAGAUCCUGGUGUGGCGAAGUCGCAGUUGCUGAAACAUAUUUCGACAGUGGCUCCGCGAGGUGUGUACACUACUGGUAAAGGUAGUUCCGGUGUCGGUUUGACCGCUGCGGUUGUGCGCGACGCUACAACGAAGGAGAUGACUCUGGAGGGAGGUGCGCUAGUGCUGGCAGAUAUGGGUAUCUGCUGUAUUGAUGAGUUCGAUAAGAUGGAGGAGGGCGAUCGUACGGCUAUCCACGAAGUCAUGGAGCAGCAAACUGUGAGUAUUGCUAAGGCAGGCAUUACGACGACACUCAAUGCGCGCACGUCUGUACUUGCAGCUGCAAACCCCAUCUUCGGUCGCUACAACAAGAAGCUCAGCGCCUCGCAAAACAUCAACCUGCCCAACGCGCUACUGUCCCGUUUCGACCUCCUUUUCCUCUUGCUGGACAUCGCCAACUACGAAAAGGACGAGGCGCUUGCACGCCACGUCACUUUCGUUCACCGCCAUUGCCGCAACCCGGACAUGAAGUUCGAGCCCGUGCGCCCAGAAGUGCUGCGGUAUUUUAUCGCCAUCGCCAAGCAGUACCAGCCCAGCAUCCCCGAGCACCUCUGCGGCUAUAUCGUCGAGGCCUACGUCACUCUGCGGCAGCAGGAUGCCAAUGAGCAUGCCCGUGAGCGACAGAAGCAGCAGUUCCGUCAGCAGCAGUAUGGCGACGGAGGGGCCAACGAUGCACAGACUGCUAUGACGGCUCGCCAGUUGCUGAGUAUUUUGCGUCUCUCUCAGGCACUCGCCCGACUGCGCUUCUCCACGGAAGUGAUCCACCAGGAUGUCGACGAGGCUAUCCGACUAGUAUAUGUGUCCAAGGCGUCGCUGACAGAGCAGGACGAUGCCAACGGUGGCGGCAACAGUGGAAAGGCAGGUACAGCAAACAACGGCGGCCGUGGUAGGUCUACGGAUGCCACGUCCAAGAUUUUCCGCCUGCUCCUCGAGUUUGCCAACGAUCGCAACCUAAAGGUUCUCGCUAUGAGCGACUUGGAGCCUGUGGUACUGCGUAAGGGUUUCACGUCUCAACAGCUCCACGCGUGUAUCGCGUUUUACCAAGACUUGGAGAUCAUGCAGUUGUCGAGCAACGGCACUCGUCUCACUCUCAUCCAGUAG
Phytophthora sojae is the source of this 2220-nucleotide messenger RNA. RefSeq lists its product as hypothetical. Gene Ontology annotation, cellular component: nucleus; MCM complex. Gene Ontology annotation, biological process: DNA replication initiation; DNA replication; DNA strand elongation involved in DNA replication. Lineage: Eukaryota; Oomycota; Peronosporomycetes; Peronosporales; Peronosporaceae. The transcript has 2 exons. The annotation marks the transcript as partial. Gene Ontology annotation, molecular function: single-stranded DNA helicase activity; single-stranded DNA binding; ATP binding. The record is from RefSeq and is a predicted model, not a curated record.